Talaromyces marneffei is the source of this 1515-nucleotide messenger RNA. RefSeq lists its product as uncharacterized. The record is from RefSeq and is a predicted model, not a curated record. Gene Ontology annotation, molecular function: translation release factor activity, codon specific; sequence-specific mRNA binding. NCBI's taxonomy places the organism in Eukaryota, Fungi, Ascomycota, Eurotiomycetes, Eurotiales, Trichocomaceae. The coding region runs from base 1 to 1515 and encodes 504 amino acids. Gene Ontology annotation, biological process: cytoplasmic translational termination. The transcript is spliced from 5 exons. Gene Ontology annotation, cellular component: translation release factor complex; cytosol.
AUGAGCGCACCUCAAGCCAACGAGGCGGAAAAGAACAUUGAAAUAUGGAAGGUUAAGAAGCUCAUCAAGCGGCUCGAAGCAGCCAGAGGAAAUGGAACCUCCAUGAUUUCGUUGAUUAUUCCUCCCAAAGAUCAGGUUUCCCGCGCCGCCAAGAUGUUGGCUGAAGAAUACGGUACCGCUUCCAACAUCAAGUCCCGAGUCAACCGUCUCUCUGUGUUGUCCGCCAUUACCUCCACCCAGCAGCGUCUCAAGCUAUACAAUAAGGUCCCUCCCAACGGCCUCGUCGUCUACUGUGGUGAAAUCAUCACCUCCGAAGGAAAAGAGCGAAAGAUCAAUAUUGAUUUCGAACCGUUCAAGCCUAUCAAUACCUCUCUCUACCUUUGUGACAACAAGUUCCACACCGAAGCCCUGAGCGAGUUGCUCGAGUCCGACCAGAAAUUCGGCUUUAUUGUCAUGGACGGUAGCGGUACGCUCUUCGGAACUCUGAGUGGAAAUACUCGAGACGUUAUUCAGAAAUUCUCGGUCGAUUUGCCCAAGAAGCACGGUCGUGGUGGUCAAUCCGCUCUGCGUUUCUCUCGCCUUCGAGACGAAAAGCGUCACAACUACGUCCGCAAAGUCGCCGAAUUGGCUGUGCAGAACUUUAUCACCGCCGACAAGGUCAACGUGGCCGGCAUCAUUCUUGCGGGUUCCGCCGAUUUCAAAAACGAUCUGAACCAGUCCGAUCUAUUCGAUCAACGUCUGCAAUCCAAAGUCAUCAAAGUCGUCGAUGUGUCCUAUGGCGGUGAAAACGGUUUCAACCAGGCUAUUGAGUUGGCUGCAGAGACUCUUGGAAAUGUCAAAUUCAUCCAGGAGAAGAAACUGAUCGGUAAAUACUUUGAGGAAAUCAGCCAGGACAGCGGAAAAGUUUGCUACGGUAUUGAAGAUACCCUCAAAGCUUUGGAGCUCGGUGCUGCAGAGACUUUGAUUGUCUACGAAAACCUUGACAUUACUCGCUGGGUUCUCAAAGCGUCCGACGGCUCAGAAAUCAUCCUUCACACAACCAAGGCCCAAGAAGCCAACCGAGAGCAGUUCAUGGACAAGGAGUCCGGCCAAGAGAUGGAAAUCAUCGAACAAGGCUCUUUCUUGGAGUGGCUCGCUGAGAAAUACAAGGACUUUGGUGCCGCUUUGGAGUUUGUGUCUGACCGUUCUAGCGAGGGUAACCAGUUCGUCAAGGGUUUUGGUGGUAUCGGUGCCUUGCUCCGAUACAAGGUGAACUUUGAACAACUCGCAGACUUUGAGGACGACGAUGAGUUUUACGACGGGAGCGAGGAUGAGCGCCCAGAAAUUCCCCCAGCGGAUGUUCUGACGGCUCGCCGCGUCAAAAGCAAAGCCGUUGCCAAACAGAUUUUCGAGGCCGUUCUUGUGAAAGUCGGUUGUCUUGAAACUGAGAUAUCCGCCGACUUGGUCCGAGGCCCAUCCAAGCUCCACAUAGUGGAUGCAUUCACCAGUACGGCAUGUGUGACUCGAAUUGUUUGA